Messenger RNA from Lodderomyces beijingensis, 2775 nucleotides. Lineage: Eukaryota; Fungi; Ascomycota; Pichiomycetes; Serinales; Debaryomycetaceae. The record is from the annotation of a GenBank genome assembly.
AUGAUGAACAAGAAUCCCGCUCUUGAGGACAUGAUUUCACCACUGAGCACCACCAACGAGUCCUCGCCCACUUCAAAUGCAGGCAAAAGGCCCAUGACCACAAGCACCUCAUCUUCGUCGUCUGUUGACCAUAAACGCAGACGGGUCACUCGCGCUUGCGAUACUUGCCGACUGAAGAAGGUAAAGUGCGAUGGAAGACAGCCGUGCAUCCACUGCACAGUCUAUUCCUUUAGAUGCACGUAUGACCAGCCAAAUGUUCGCAACAAGAAAAACACCGGUAUCCCCAAAGCAGUCGACCGUGCUUCUUCGUCGUUUGCCAACUCCACCGUGGGGUCUAUAAAUGGGGUCCCCAUCGACUCCUACCCGACUAAAAACUUGAUCAUUGCCCAGCAAGUCAUCGGCACCUUGUUGCCCAACUUGCGGAUCAAUUUUCUUGACCAAAACUUGAGUUUUGACCUCGAUCGGUUCCAGCGAGCCGUGUCGCAUGUGGAGCAUAGACUGAGUGCAUUGACAAACAGCUUGAAAGAUGUCUCGGAGAUGACGCAGGAUCCAGACGCGAUAAUCCCACCGCCAAGAACCUAUUCUGUUAGUGCUCACUCUGAUGACUCCACCUUACCGCAAUCGCCAUGCGAAAUUAAAUUGAUGCUCCCGCCAAAGGAAGAGGCAUUGCGCUUGAUCUACACCACUUGGACAAAAGCGUGCGUGUUGUUUAGGUUUUACCACCGACCCUCGAUGUUGGAAGAGAUUGACUUGCUUUAUUCGUUGGACCCAUCGCAGUACGGAGACCGACAACAAAAGUUUUUGCCGUUUUUAUAUUCGAGUCUUGCUUGUGGUUCUUUAUUCAGCAAGAGUCCAUACACCAACUCCACCGUUAAUGAUGAUUUGGAAGAUGACGGAUUCAAAUAUUUCUUGGAAGCUAGGAAAUUGAUUGAUAUCAGCAAUGUCGGCGACUGCAAUUCUAUCCAGAUUAUCAUAAUGAUGAUCAUCUACUUGCAGUGCUCGGCGCGUUUGUCUACUUGCUAUUCUUAUAUCGGCAUCGCGUUGCGAAGCGCUUUAAAGGAAGGGUUGCACAGAAACUUGUCGGUGUUUCAAAACUCGAGGAGGAAACUAGACACGAUAGAAGUUGACACGCGGAAGAGAAUGUUUUUCACGAUAUACAAGAUGGACAUCUACAUCAACUCGCUAUUGGGUUUACCAAGGUACCUUCACGAAGACGAGUUUGAUCAAGAACUACCCGUGGACAUGGACGACGAAAACAUCACGAGAUCCGGUUACGAUUAUGAGAAACAGGAUGGGAAACUAAGCUCGUCCGGUUGCGCUAACUACCACACAAAGUUGAUGUUCAUCAUGUCGCAUAUUAUCAAGAAGUUGUAUCCGGUGAAAGUCACCAAUGUUGGUAAAAACCCAGGACCAGACGACAUUCAUCGCAAUGUGACCGAAUUGGAAAUUGAGUUGAAAACGUGGUUGAAUAAUUUGCCCAAGGAAUUGCAGCCCACGGAUCCAAACUCAAGCAAGAUCGAUGUACCCGAGAAAUUUGUGUUGGCCAAUUGCUACCUCCAAUUGGCGUUUUUAAACUGCCAAAUCAUGCUAUAUCGUCCCUUUAUCCAUUUCAUAAGCGACUCUAGAAGUGGGAGGUCUUCGGAUCCGCGGUCGUUGAUUCGAGGUAGAAACUGCAUCAAGAUUGCCCGGAUGGUUGUCAAGUUGGCAAACAAGAUGAUUGACGAGAAGCUCUUGAUUGGCACCUAUUGGUUUUCCUUGUACACGAUCUUUUUCAGUAUUGCCUGUUUGGUUUAUUAUUACCAUUUUGCUAACUACAACAAUAAUGGUCUCGGCGCCAACUAUGCCGGCGUGCUAUUUGACGACGACUUGAACAUUGACAUCAUCAAGAAGGACAUUGAGAUUGGUAAAAAGGUUUUGGACUGCUUGAAAAACUCGUCGACGAGUUCAUUGCGGAUAUACAACAUAUUGAACACCUUGUUUGAGCAACUCAACAGGAAGACAGCAUCGAGAUCUUUGGUGAAGAAUUCUUUACGAAAUGACUCGUCGUCAGCGGCAACCGCACCGUUGUCCUCUUCCUCGUCCUCCACUUUGUCAGCGCCGCCGGUGGCGUCGAAAGCAGUACCCGUGCAGCAAGCUGAGCAGUUCAAGUCUGACAAAAUAAAGACGACAUUUAAGAACUUCGACCAGAACAACCAGUACGCGCAACCGGACAAGAAAGAUGAUUUGGGUCAGUAUUUCGAAAACCACAACAUUGACCGGUUCCAAUCCACGUUGGAAAUCCCCAGAGAGAUCACCAAUAUCGCUAAACUCAGCCCCGUGAAGGAAGAAGAAAACGAAGAGAUUGGGUCUAAAGCGGGCGCUGAUUUGACUGACAACUACAUGCCCGGUGUGUUUGACAAGCUCGAUUCGCAGAUAUUUGGAAAGAUAUUGCCUCCGUAUAUGACCAAAAAUAACGAGAUUCUCAGUAAUCUACAGCAACAACACCUGUUACAACUGCAGCAACAACAACAACAGUCACAGCAGCCACAACAGCUACAACAACAGGACGGAAGCAUAGGCGAUGCCCAAGUUUCUCCCCUGUCAAACGCAAACGACAACUCUGCUUCGGGGAUGCAAAAUCAGAAUGAGGCCGGAGAGAGCGGCAGCGCAACUGUUCCCGAAGAUAUCCUCGACUUUGACGAGCUCAUUUCAUCAUUGAACAACGCCAAUGGAUUCGAAGGUGGGUACACUAACGACGGCGGACCUUCUUCUAUUGACUAUAUGGCCCCACUCUGA